This is a messenger RNA of Protomyces lactucae-debilis, 1272 nucleotides long. RefSeq names its product Gtr1/RagA G protein Gtr2. The transcript is spliced from 3 exons. The coding region runs from base 97 to 1104 and encodes 335 amino acids. Gene Ontology annotation, biological process: positive regulation of TOR signaling; cellular response to starvation; regulation of autophagy. Gene Ontology annotation, molecular function: GTP binding; GTPase activity. NCBI's taxonomy places the organism in Eukaryota, Fungi, Ascomycota, Taphrinomycetes, Taphrinales, Protomycetaceae. Gene Ontology annotation, cellular component: nucleus; Gtr1-Gtr2 GTPase complex; fungal-type vacuole membrane. The record is from RefSeq and is a predicted model, not a curated record.
CACACGCCCACACCCUCGCGCCUCCAGCGCUAUAUCUGCUCAGCAACCCGAUAGCCAGCUCGCAAUUGUGUGGACCAGAGCGAGCCAGGGAGGGCCAUGUCAUCAAUGGAGAUGAUGGGCGACCCGCCGGGUCCGCGGAGUAAAGUGAAGCUACUGCUUCUUGGUUUGAGACGGUCGGGCAAGUCUAGUAUACAAAAGGUGGUCUUCCAUAAGAUGGCUCCCAAUGAAACGCUUUUCCUCGAAUCUACUGGUGAGAUCAUCAAGGAGAAUGUCAGCUCCUUUAUCGACUUCCAGGUUUGGGAUUUUCCUGGGCAGAUUGACUUCUUUGAAGCGAGCUUUGAUGCAGAGGCCAUCUUUGGAGACGUCGGUGCUCUUAUCUUUGUAAUUGAUGCACAGGAUGAGUAUCAAGAAGCACUGCAGAAACUACACAUGACCAUCACCAAGGCUGUGUCGGUGAAUCCUGGCAUCAACAUCGAAGUAUUUGUGCACAAGAUUGACGGCCUGUCAGACGAUUAUAAGAUUGACGCGCAGAGGGAUGUACAGCAACGAACAAUGGAUGAACUGACCGAUAUCGGCAUGGAAAACGUGGUCCUCAGUUUCCAUCUGACAUCCAUCUUCGACCACUCCAUCUUUGAGGCCUUCUCCAAAGUCAUUCAGAAGCUGAUUCCACAGCUACCGACACUAGAGAACCUGCUCAACGUGUUCUGUGCCAACAGUAUCAUCGAAAAGGCUUUCUUGUUCGAUGUCAUGUCAAAGAUCUACAUUGCAACCGACAGUUCGCCAGUGGAUGUGCAGUCGUAUGAGAUUUGCUCAGACUACAUUGACGUGAUUUUGGACAUCUCGGAGAUCUAUGGAUACCGGCGACCAGAGCAAACAAACGGAGACAUGCAGACUGCGCAAAGAGUCUCAAAAGCGCAAGAGAAUUCCGAGGCGUCGAGCAUGAUCCAGCUCAACAAUGGCAUGACCUUAUACUUACGGGAAAUCAACCAGUACCUCGCCUUGAUCUGCCUGAUGCGCGAUGAGAGCCACAAAAGUCCUGGUCUGCUGGAGUACAAUGUGCAGCAGUUCCAGCGGGCCAUUGAGGAGAUUUUCGAGGAUCGGUGACGUCUUGUUGCUGCGAUCAAUCUCGUCCUCAAAUUUUAUUAUUCAGCGCCCAAGAGACACAAGCGCAACCUUCCAUACUUGUACCACCCUCGAGUAGCAUGUCCAGCUAGGGCCCAGGGUCGUAGUAGCACGACAGGCAUCUUAAUACCAAAUCACCGCCGAGCCGGG